Messenger RNA from Pseudophryne corroboree (corroboree frog), 2237 nucleotides. RefSeq names its product zinc finger protein OZF-like. Gene Ontology annotation, molecular function: DNA-binding transcription factor activity; RNA polymerase II cis-regulatory region sequence-specific DNA binding. The record is from RefSeq and is a predicted model, not a curated record. NCBI's taxonomy places the organism in Eukaryota, Metazoa, Chordata, Amphibia, Anura, Myobatrachidae. The transcript is spliced from 7 exons. The coding region runs from base 322 to 2046 and encodes 574 amino acids. Gene Ontology annotation, biological process: regulation of transcription by RNA polymerase II.
GCUGUGAUCUCUUCAAUAAUAACAUCCGGGUGACUUGUGGAACGGUAACGUCUAGUGGAACGGCAACAGGAAGUGGAGUCGGGUUCGGAGGCAGCAGGUUCCUGUAAGGUGUGAGGAUGUCACUGUCUAUCUCUGCGUGGAGAAAUUGGAGUAUGUAGAGGAACACAGGGCUUUGUACAAGGACGUGAUGAUGGAGAAUCACUGGCCCCUCGCAUCACUGGUCACUGUGUGUUUCCUACAGAUGGACCCUGUAACAGAGAUACCCCAGAGAGAUCUUCCUGUCCCCUUUAUUUCCAAGACUGUACAGAGGAGAAUCACAGGAUGCCACAGGAGUAUCCGGGUGAAGACCUGGCUGAUGUUAAGGUAGAAGAUAUGAAGGAAGAAGAAGAGGCGUAUGUGAGGGAGGAUCAGCAGUGUAAGGAGGAGGAAAUCCCUACAGAUAUCAGCACAGAUGGACCCAGUAACGGAGAUACCGCAGAGAGAUGUCCCCGUCCUCCUUAUUCCCAGGACGGUACAGAGGAGAAUCACAGGACCCCACAGGAGGAUCAGGGUGCAGUAGAAAAUAUAAAGAGAGAAAAAGAGAUGUAUGUGAUGAGAGAUCAGCUGUGGAAGGAGGAGGAAGUCCCUACAGAUAUCAGCACAGAUGAAGACAAAAGGAAGCAUACCAUGACGGGAGAUCUAAGUGUGUGUCCUGAUUUUAAAUUAGAAGAUAACAUCAUACGAGAUUCUCCAGAAGAAAAUCCAAUUACCUCAAAUAUGCAUCCACUACUUCAUAGUACGGAAAGAUCAUCUGAUCCUUCAACUCAAGUGGAAUCUACUAAUACCUCAGUCAUUUUUACACAUAGUACAGGUGAUACAGUCUUUCCCUGUUCUCAGUGUGGGAAAUGUUUUAAUAAUCAAUCAGAUCUUAUUACACAUCAUCAAAGUCACACAGUCGAGAAACCAUUUCCAUGUUCUGAGUGUGGAAAAUGUUUUCCUCAGAAAUCAUUUCUUGUUAGACAUGAGAGACAUCACAUGGAUGAGAAACCAUUUCAGUGUUUUGAGUGUGGGAAAUUUUUUAUACAGAAAUCAGAUGUUGUUAGACAUCAGAGAAGUCACACAGGUGAGAGGCCAUUUCCAUGUUCUGAAUGUGGGAAAUGUUUUACACAGAAAUCACAUCUUCUUAUACAUCAGAGUAGACAUUUAGGUGAAAAUCCAUUUCCAUGUUCUGAAUGUGGCAAAUGUUUUACACAAAAAUCACAUCUUAUUACACAUCAGAGAACGCACACCGGUGAGAAGCCAUUUCCAUGCUCUGAGUGCGGGAAAUGCUUUAUACAGAAAACACAUCUUAUUAUACAUCAGAGAAGUCACACAGGUGAGAAGUCCUUUCCUUGUCCUGAGUGUGGCAAAUAUUUUACACAGAAAUCAGAUCUUGUUAUACAUCAGAGAAGUCACACUGGUGAGAAGCCAUUUCCAUGUACCGAGUGUGGGAAAUGUUUUACACAGAAAUCACAUCUUGUUAGACAUCAGAGAAGUCACAGAGGUGAGAAGUCAUUUCCAUGUAUUGAGUGUGGCAAAUGUUUUACACAAAAAACACAUCUUAUUACACAUCAAAGAAGUCACACAGGUGAGAAACCAUUUAUAUGCUCUGAGUGUGGGAAAUGUUUUGCACAGAAAUCAGAUCUUGUUAGACAUCAGAGAAGUCACACGGGUGAGAAGCCAUUUCCAUGUUCUGAGUGUGGGAAAUGUUUUACACAGAAAUCAGAUCUUCUUACACAUCAGAGAAGUCACACAGGUGAGAAGUCAUUUCCAUGCUCCGAGUGUGGGAAAUGUUUUACACAGAAAACAAAUCUUGUUACACAUCAGAGAAGUCACACAGGUGAGAAGCCAUUUCCAUGUUCUGAGUGUGGGAAAGGUUUUAAACAGAAAUCAACUCUUGUUAGACAUCAGAGACGUCACACAGGUGAGAAACCAUUUCCAUGCUCUGAGUGUGGCAAAUAUUUCAGAGAUAAAUCAGCUCUUCGUACACAUCAGAAAAUUCACACAAGAGAAAGGCAAUUGCUAUGAAGCUAGUAGACAUACAACCUGGUACAUCACUGCCCAACAUAUAGUAAAUAUAACAAAAGUAAUUGAUUUUAUUUAUCUGAAUUAUAAAAACAGGUAUACAUUCACAGACCUUAUAGUAAUGAUGCUGGAAUGAAAACAACAGUUACACAGUAUAGUAUCUCAUUACAAUUAAAUUACUAUUCACAAACAAA